Helianthus annuus (common sunflower) is the source of this 936-nucleotide messenger RNA. RefSeq lists its product as uncharacterized. The coding region runs from base 432 to 803 and encodes 123 amino acids. Lineage: Eukaryota; Viridiplantae; Streptophyta; Magnoliopsida; Asterales; Asteraceae. The record is from RefSeq and is a predicted model, not a curated record. The transcript has 2 exons.
UUCAAAACCCUAGCCCCCUUAUCACUCCCCCUCCUUUGAAUCUCUACAUAAACUCAACGAACACAAAGAAGAAUCACAUCACAACAUCAUCUCUCAAAACCUCUCUCCCUCUCUCGUGCAAACACCGACGACCGGCGUUUUUCCGGCCGUCCUCUCCGGCAUCGGUUCCGGCCGACCACGCACAGGUCCUUCUCGAUCCCCUCCGGCCACGCACAACCUGUUUCACUCUCCCUCUUGAUCCUCUUUGACUAACACACCGGCCGACACCCGGCCGUUCGUUUUUCCGACUAAGGGUUCUCCGACGAGAUACCCAAUCUGUUCUUUUUAAACCACCACAUCAAACCACCCUUUCCCCUCCAAUAACCGGCCGACCACCAUCAUAUGGUAGUGGCACACGGUGGCAGUUGCAUGAGAGAGAGAUCAGAGACGCGAUGAGAGAAGAGGCGACGCCAUUCGCGGCGGCGGCGGCGACAGCGGGGUCUCGACAGUCCGGCAACGACUCCAGCUUGGCUCCAACAGUUCAGGUCUUGAGUUUGGGCUCUAGUUUGGAUUGUUUGGCUCUGGCUCUGGUUCGGGUUUCGCAACACAGUCUCGGUUCAGAUUCGGUUCGAUUGGUUCAGAUUCGGUUCAGUCAGUUCAGAUUCGGAUCGAUUGGUUCAGAUCUGGUUCAGUCGAGUUUAAUCGGUUCGGUUCAUGUUACAGUCGGGUUCCCGUCGAAGGGUCACUAUCGGGUCAAACCUGGUCAAAGCUGGUCAGCCGAGGCCCCGGUGCAGUCUGGUUACGGGUUCAGGUCAUCGGGUUAAAACGAUACUUAGUAUUUUCACGACACAAAUAUUUCAAUUAUAUUAUAUUGUAUUUAAAUUUUGUUAUCGCAAAACCAAACUUUAUAUAAUUUGUAAAUUUAGAUGGAAAAUAUAUAGAAAAUUAUAUUGUGUA